This is a messenger RNA of Macadamia integrifolia, 2174 nucleotides long. RefSeq lists its product as uncharacterized. Lineage: Eukaryota; Viridiplantae; Streptophyta; Magnoliopsida; Proteales; Proteaceae. The transcript is spliced from 10 exons. The coding region runs from base 590 to 1882 and encodes 430 amino acids. Gene Ontology annotation, molecular function: 3'-5'-RNA exonuclease activity; calcium ion binding. The record is from RefSeq and is a predicted model, not a curated record.
CUUCCACAACCAUAUUAUCCUAUGCAGCAUCUCUCCUUAUGCCCUCAUAUAGCACUUCCAAGAGCAUCUCUCACUUUGGCUGUAGGUACUUUUUCUAGUCUCUCAUCUUCUUUUAAUUUUUUUCUUUUCAAGCGAGUGAUUGGCCUUAUUUUUUCUCUUCGUUCCCUCCCCACAUGUCUCAACCGGAUCUUGUACUGAGUCAACUCAGUACGUUGUUUGAGCACACAAAAAAAGCAACGGUCGAAUUCAAAAGUUCUCAAAUCACAAGAAAACAAAGAAAAAGAACAGAACUUCUCAAACCGAAUCAAAUCGAUUUUGUGGUUAUAGUAACUGAAAACCCUGUGUUCUUGAAAGAUAACGAGAAGGCGUAUCUAAAAUUUUUAACCCAAUAUUCUCACUCUCAAGUCUCAACUGGUUCCAAUGAUAGUUCAAGUGGAGGCUUCCUUUGCAUCUCCAUUCCAAUUUAAAAACGUCGCCUUGCAACCUCUUCACGUACUCUUCUUCCACGCAGAGCCGCUAGCCCUUGAACCUCCUACUCUGUUUCAAACUUCCUCUAUUGGUGGACGAAAGAGAAGCUUCCUCAAAUCCGAUGGAAGCCGCUAUUAAAGUGAGUGGUGGUGGUGGGACGACAGAGUCCAUGGAUGUCUUGGAUCAAUACUCCAACUCUAUAGAAGAUGUGUCCUGUACUACUUUCAACAUUCUCGCUCCCAUCUAUAAGCGAUUGAAUGGUUUGAACUGUGAGAGCGAGUUCAGGGAGUAUUGGCUUAGUCGUAAUGAGAAAAUUUUGGAGGGCCUACUACACCGAAAAUCCUCGAUUAUAUGCAUACAGGAAUUUUGGGUCGGGAAUGAAGAGCUUGUGGGAAUGUAUGAGCGGCGACUCAGUGAUGAUGGUUAUGCAACUUAUAAGCUUGCAAGGACAAACAACCGUGGUGAUGGUCUGCUUAUUGCAGUUCACCGAAACCACUUCCAAGUUUUGAAUUACAAAGAAUUGCUAUUCAAUGAUUUUGGUGACCGUGUGGCUCAACUUCUGCAUGUUGAACUGAUUAUGAACUUCAAUCAAAACAAAAAUUUUAACAUUAAGAAGGAAGCUCUCAUAGUGAAUACACACUUAUUGUUUCCACAUGACUCCCGCUACUGCUUCCCUCGGCUACAGCAGGUCUACAAGAUUUUGCAGUACAUUGAAUCAUAUUGUGAAGAAUACCAGCUUCCACAUGUGCCUAUCAUCCUGUGUGGGGACUGGAACGGGAGUAAAAGGGGCCAUGUCUAUAAAUUUCUGUGCACACAAGGCUUUGUAUCAUCUUAUGAUAUUGCUCAUCAUUGCACUGAUAGUGAUGAAGAUGCCUGUAAGUGGGUUAGUCACCGUAACCACAGAGGAAACAUAUGUGGAGUGGAUUUUAUAUGGCUUUGUAAUCCUAACAAUCAUCGGAUGCCAUUGAAGGAAAGCUUCAUGAAAGCCGUUCUUGGGAAUAUAAAGAAUCAUCUUCAUGAUCAUGGCAGCUACAUCACUUAUUCCCAAUUCCUUCAAACUUUCAGUCAGUUGGGCCUAACCAGCCAUCCUUUUAAUGUCCUAAGUACUGAAGAAGUAAAGGAUUUGUGGGACCAUGUUGACACUAAUGGAGAUGGGGUGAUUGAAUAUUCACUCUUGAAUAGUGAAUGGAAGUCACAGGCAUUAAGCCAGCAAAAAGAGAAUAGUGAUGAAUCUAAACAGAGAGGAACAAAGGGAACUGUGUCAAACACUUCAACUACUAUAGGUUUCAAAAUUAAGAAUGCUGUCCUCUUUCCUCCUGAAGUUGAAAAAGGGCUAUGGCCUGAGAAUUAUUCCCUGUCAGAUCAUGCACAUCUCACCGUGGAAUUUUCCCCGGUGACAAUACAGUGUUGUUGAGCAUUGUUGAAAAAUUACGUGCUAGCUGAUAUGAGUGGUAGUAAUUUUGUAAUCACUUUAAAUAUUCCGCUAAUUGUGUGAUUAACUGUCUUAAUGGUUCUUUAUGAUUUCUGACACCGGGGUUGAAGAAAUGAGAUUGUUAGUAAGCUUCUACAGUCCAAUGUUUUUGCAAAGACAAUCAAUGGUUAGGGGACCAUAAUGGCAUUGUUUGAGGGGAUAUCGGGUAUGCAUGCUUUGCUUUGUUACCUGUACUUGUAAUCUUCAUGCAAGCAUCCUUUCUGUCUUCUGAUUA